AUGGAUGGCUUGGCAUCUUUGACUUUUCUACUUUCAAUUCCAACAUUUAUGAUAGGUGCUUUCUUUAUUUUGGGUUUUUAUUUGGGGCCUGCGGGUAUUAUUGGCCUUUUAAUAUCCAUAAUUCAUUUUCCUCUUGUGAUUCUACUUGCCAGGUGGGCAGGAAGGUUUAGAGUCAAAGUUGCCCUUUUUGCUGAUUCUCGGAUAAAAAUGAUUACAAAUUUAAUUGAGGGUAUCAGAAUAGUAAAAUUAUAUGGAUGGGAAGAUCCGUAUUUAGACCGUAUUUACUACAAGCGAACACAAGAAAUUAAAGAAGCCCUUCACAAGCUUAAAGUGCAUUCUCUAAACAAAAUGGCAGGCCCUGGAGGAGUAGGAGUAGUUUUAUUAGUGACUUUCAUAAUUUACAUCUACCUUGGAAACACAAUAGAGCCAGGUGUAACAUUUUCUACAGUCACCAUUUUAGUCAUAGGUCAUAGCUUAAUAGCAGAUGUAGGAGCUACUGCAAUUAUACUAAUUUAUAUGCUGACUGUGUCAAUGAAAAGAUUGACUGACUUUCUAAUGAUGAAAAAUAAAGAAUCUAUAGAAUUCAAAGAAAAUUCUAAUUAUGAAGUAUGCUUAGAAAAUGCCAGCUUUACUUGGAGCGAGAUUAAAACGUAUGAUACUGAGAACUUUAUUACCAGCAGAAAUUUUAUUACAACUUCAGAGGAUAAUCUUACUCCCCUUCUGUGAGUGAAACUAUUGGAAAAACACCUAUUUUGCCUAAAAACCCACCCUUCGUGAGAUAAUAAUAAUUUUUUAUGAAAAAAAUUUAUAUACAUAAGUGAUUAUUAAUAUAAUAAAAUCUUAUGCUAGUUCUGUUAAUUUUAAACAGCUUGCAUUUUAAAACAAUAAUUUUACAAAUUAAAUUAUUUUCUUUCGAUUUUUAAGAAUUAGGGAUUUUUUAAAUUUCAAAAAAAAAAUUUCAGAUAUAAAUUUUUUAAAAAAUAAAUUACCCCAUGAAUGAACGAAAUUUUUUUGUUCGCUCACAGAGGGGGUGGGACUUAGCUGCUUGAAUGAAAUAAAUCUAAAAGUCAAAAAAGGAGAAUUAUUGGCUGUUAUUGGACCUGUUGGAUGUGGUAAAACAAGUUUGCUUAUGGGGAUAAUGCAAGAAAUAGCAUUGAGCUCAGGAAAAAUCAGUUUAAAUGGAAAAGUUUCAUACUCUGGAGAAGACCCAUGAAUAACCCCAUCUACUAUCAGAGAUAACAUUUUGAUGGGUCUGGAAUACAACGAAACUUUAUAUAAGUCAGUUAUUCAUGCUUGUGCUUUAGAGCAUGAUAUAGAGAGUUUAGCAUUUGGUGAUAAUACUGUUGUAGGUGACAGAGGAAUUACUUUGAGUGGGGGACAAAAAGCAAGGGUGAGUUUAGCAAGAGCAAUUUACACUAAUAGAGACAUAAUGCUUCUUGACGAUCCUUUAAGCGCAGUCGAUGCAGAAGUAAGCGAGCAUAUUUUUAAGCAUUGUAUCAAAGAAUAUUUAAAAGAAAAAACUGUGAUUCUAGCAACCCAUCAGAUUCAUUAUCUAGCUCAAGCUGAUAAAAUUUUAAUCUUAACCCCUCCUGUAAGCAGACAAAAUAAUUUUGUUUGUUCACAAAUGGUUAUUUUUUUAAAAUAUUAUAUAUAAAUAUUAUAGUUAUAUAUAUAAAAUGCAUGCUAUCAUUGUAAGCCCUAAAUUCAAUAAAUUAGCUAAAUUUCAUUAUAUUAAUUAUCAAUUAUAUCAAAAAAAUAUUUCUCUAAAAAACUUUUAUAUAAACAAUUUUUUUGUGUGGUUUUUACCCAAAAAUAGUAAUUUUUCCAAUGGUUUUAUUUGCUCACAGAGGGAGAAGUUAGAUAAUGGAAAUCAACUAUUUUUUGGAACCUAUAUAGAAUUGCAAGGCAAAGAAGAACUUAAGUAUAUUGUAGGAGAGCUUCUUACUAAAAUUGAUGGAGAUAAAAAUGAAAUAGUUGAAAAAAGAAGAGAUGGGAUUAAGGAAGAAGCUGCAAUAAAAGAUAAAUUGUCGAUAGAAGAAGAAGAAAUUGAGAAUGGCUCGGUUCCAUUGAGCACUUAUUUUAAGUUUUGGCUAUUUGGGUUCAGAACGUGGCUUAUCUUUCCAGUUGUGAUCUCAAUAGUUGUAGCUUCUCAAACCUGUUAUUUAAUGAUAAUGUGAUGGCUGGCAUUGUGGGCAAAAGAGUCAGAAUCAGAACAAAAAGACCCUUUUUAUAUGUGAAUUUAUGCUCUUAUUAUCCUAUCGACUUAUUUAUUGUCUUAUUUAAAGAUUUAUUCACUAGGCUUUGGACUUCUUCUUACUCUCCUCGCCGUCGUUCAAAGAGUGGGCUUAAUUCUUUAUAAAAAUUUAUACAUAAAUUUGAAGUAAUUUUUUUUUCUUCAAAAUUUAAAAUAAUUCCCAAUGGAAAAAUCAACUCAAUUUGUAAAAUAUAUGUUUUAAAAUGCAAGCUGUUUAAAAUUAAACCGAGUUAUCUAGAGAUUUUCGUUAUAUUGUCACUAUAUAUAAAAUAUUUUUCCAUGAAAUUUUACUUAUUGCUUGUUGGAGGGGGUGGCUUUGCACAAAAUAGGGGUGUUCUCGCUCACGGAGGAGGGGAUUAGCGCUAAAAAGCUUCACAAUGCUGCACUUGAAAGUGUGACUAGAACGAUCACAUCAUUUUUUGAUAAAAAUCCGACUGGAAGGAUGAUUAACAGAUUUUCAAAGGAUACACUAAUGAUGGAUGAGCUUCUCGCAAUGCUAUUCAUUGAUUUUCUAUCCCAAUCAACUGCUUUAUUUGGAAAUAUCAUAGUCAUAGCUAUAAUUGCUCCUACAAAUUUAGCAAUUAUUUCUGGAUUUGCUCUUUACCUAUUCAUUUUAGUAAAAAAAGUUGUUCCAGUGUCAAAAGAUCUCCGAAAGCUUGAUUUAAUUAUGAAAAGCCCAAUAUUGUCUCUAUCAAAUUCCUCAGUUAAUGGGCUGACUACAAUUCGGGCAUUAAAUCUUGAACAAAAGUUUAUAAAAGAUAUGGCUGAUGCUGUUUCAUUAAGUCUUCGGUCAUUUAUUAGCUAUACAAUUAUCAGAAGGUUUUAUCAAGGAUAUACCGAAUUAGGGGCCACAAUCCUUAAUAUUCUCAAUGUUGUCAUACUUGUUCUUUACAAAGAUGAUAUAAGUGGAAGCUAUGCAGCCAUGAGUAUAUCGCUUAUUGCAUCUUCUACAAACUUAGUUUCUCAUUGGGGAAAGUCUAUGGUUGAAACAGAAAAUACUAUGGCUUCACCGCAAAGAGUUAUGCAAUACAGAAAGCUUCCAAGAGAAGGAGCAUAUGAACUUGAUCAACGUUUCAGCAUCACCAAAGGAAAGAUUGAAUUCAGUCAUCUCUAUAUGAGAUACAGAGAAAACUUUCCUGACGUAAUCAAAGACUUAAGCUUCAUAAUUGAAGCAGGAUUAAAAGUGGGAAUUAUUGGAAGGACUGGAGCAGGGAAGUCAUCAAUUAUGCAAGUCCUAUUCAGACUGACUGAUCCAUCUCAAGGAACAAUAUUUAUAGAUGGCCAAGACUAUAAGCAGGCAGGAUUUCAUCAAUUAAGAAAACAGAUGUCUGUUAUUCCUCAGUUUCCAACGAUAUUUAUGGCAAGCUUUAAAGAUAACCUUGAUCCUUUCCAUGAGCACACAGAAGAAGAAAUUUUGAGUAUUCUUAAGCAAACUAGGCUGCAAGAUUUAGUGAAUUCAUAUGCAAAAGGGCUUGAUACAAUGCUAGUCGGUGAGGGGGGGAGUUUAUCAGCAGGACAAAAACAACUAGUUUGUUUGGCAAGAGCCCUAAUUAGAAGAAACAAAAUUGUUAUGAUGGAUGAAGCUACUGCGAAUGUUGACCCAGAAACCGACAAAUUCAUUCAGAAGAAGAUUAAAAAGCUGUUUAAAGAAAGCACUUUAUUGAUUGUUGCUCAUCGCUUAAGGACUAUUAUUGACACGGACAAAAUUAUAGUAAUGGACAAAGGAACAUGUAAAGAGAUAGGGACUCCAUACGAACUAGGAAACAAGGAGACUUCUCUUUUCAGAAAAAUGAUUAUGUUUACAGGUGAUCAAGAGUCAGAAUUUCUAUUAACCCCCCUUGCGAGAGCGAACAAAACUAUCAGAAAAAUCCAUUUUUUGUCUAAAAAAACCGUGACGAACAAAAAUUUUUUAUGGAAAAAAAUUUUGAUAUAUAAAUGAUAAUUAUUAUUACGAAAUCUAUGGCUAAUUCUGUUUAAUUUUAAACAAAUCGCAUUUUAAAACAUAAAUUUUACACAAAUUAAAUUAAUAUUUGUUUUCGAAUUUUUGCGAAUUAUCAUUUUUUUAAAAUUUCGAAAAAAAAUUUUCUAUAAAAUUUAUAUAUAAAAAUUUUUUAAAAAAAAAUAAUUAACCCCCUCCAUGAGCAAAAGAUUUUUUUUGUUCGCUCACAAAGGAGGGGAGUAAGUAAAAUUGCAACAAAAGGAAAAUAA
Blepharisma stoltei is the source of this 4462-nucleotide messenger RNA. NCBI's taxonomy places the organism in Eukaryota, Ciliophora, Heterotrichea, Heterotrichida, Blepharismidae. The record is from the annotation of a GenBank genome assembly.